AUGAACGCUUUGGUAUUUGGUGCUACUGGGCUCUGUGGGAGCGCAUUUUUGAGACAUGCUGCACAAUCUCCAGCAAUAAGCAAAGUUUAUGCAAUUACAAGAAGUGAACUUCCAGAGGACUUGAAAUCCAGCAAGGUGUCUUCAGUUGUGAAUGGGGAGUCAGACAAGUGGAGCGAGUUGAUUCCUGAAGAUGCUGAAAUUUUCAUGACGGGUCUUGCCACUACAAGGGCAGCAGCAGGUGGAUUGGACAAACAGUACAAGAUUGACCAUGACAUGAACAUCGAGUUGGCCAAGGCAGCCAAAGCUAAGGGGUACAAAGUUUGUGUGAUUGUGUCUUCUUCUGGGGCCAGUGUAGACAGCAGACUUCCAUAUUUCAGGAUGAAGGGCGAGAUUGAAAGAGACAUCUUGGCCCUUGAUUUUGACAAGACGGUUAUCUUGAGACCUGGUGUUUUACUAGGACAACGUUACAGGAAUUUCCGUGGGUUUGGUGCUAAUGUUGCUGAGAAGCUAGGUGGAUGGGUUUACAGAGGUAAACUUCAAAGCUUGCUUUCGUACCCAAUCUACGGUGACGAGGUGGGCAAGGUUGGUGUUCAGUUGGCUACCGAUACUUCCAAGAAGGAAAAAGUGCAGAUUAUCGGGGCCAAGGAAUUGCUAGAGCUAUCUCAGGAGAAGAAGUAA
Kluyveromyces marxianus DMKU3-1042 is the source of this 678-nucleotide messenger RNA. RefSeq names its product Fmp52p (gene FMP52). The transcript has a single exon. Gene Ontology annotation, cellular component: cytoplasm. Bases 1 to 678 code for a protein of 225 amino acids. NCBI's taxonomy places the organism in Eukaryota, Fungi, Ascomycota, Saccharomycetes, Saccharomycetales, Saccharomycetaceae. The record is from RefSeq and is a predicted model, not a curated record. Gene Ontology annotation, biological process: import into nucleus.